Molecule: messenger RNA, 991 nt
Organism: Notolabrus celidotus (New Zealand spotty)
Lineage: Eukaryota; Metazoa; Chordata; Actinopteri; Labriformes; Labridae
Gene: ndufs3
Product: NADH:ubiquinone oxidoreductase core subunit S3
Exons: 7
Coding region: 99-881 (260 amino acids)
Molecular function (GO): NADH dehydrogenase (ubiquinone) activity
Source: RefSeq, a predicted model, not a curated record
ACGUUUUGUAUUUACAUCCUUAUAACAGAUUCCUCCUCCGACCAGCAGGGGGCGAUAGAGGACCAACAGUCUGUUUCUCUGCAGACAGCAGAUCCAACAUGGCGGCCUCGUUUAUGCGGUUUGUCCGCGGAGGACUUGGAAGGAGUUAUAACAUUGCAAAGACUUCAUGUCUCCUCCAGCAGCAGGCCAGGCUGCAGAGCACCACCACUGAGACAGCCCCCACCGUCAGGCCCAAGGAUGCCGUCACUCACAACCAGCUGACAGUGUUCGGGGAGUACGUGUCAGAGAUGAUGCCCAAAUACGUCCAGCAGGUCCAGGUGACCUGUUAUAACGAGCUGGAGGUGAUGAUCCACCCUGAUGGAGUCAUCCCUGUACUGACCUUCAUGAGGGACCACACCAACGCUCAGUUCAGGAACAUGAUCGACCUGACAGCUGUCGACAUCCCGUCACGGCAGAACCGCUUUGAGAUCGUUUACAGUCUGAUGUCUCUACGCUACAACACUCGAAUCCGCAUAAAGACGUACACGGACGAGUUAACACCCGUGGACUCUGCGGUGUCGGUCCACAAGGCUGCCAACUGGUACGAGAGGGAGGUAUGGGACAUGUUCGGUGUGUUCUUCGCCAACCACCCGGACCUGAGGCGCAUCCUCACAGACUACGGUUUCGAGGGUCACCCCUUCAGGAAGGACUUCCCCCUCUCUGGAUACGUGGAGGUGCGUUACGAUGACGAGAUGAAGCGUGUGGUGGCCGAGCCCGUCGAGCUGUCGCAGGAGUUCAGGAAGUUUGACCUGAACACACCCUGGGAGGUUUUCCCCGCACACAGGGAGUCCAAAGAGGCCCCGGCUAAACUGGAGGCUGGAGAGGCCCCUGAGAAGAAAUAAUGCCCCCGUGUUUCAUCACCAGAUCUGUCUGAGUCAUUUUGGGAUCCCCAAACCCACCUGAACAAACCCACUUGAAAUAUUUAUGUAAAUAAAAACAACCUUAAAAGAGA